CCGUGCUACCUGAGGGACUGGGAGAUGCAGGUGCACUUCAGGAUCCAUGGGCAGGGCAAGAAGAACCUGAACGGCGACGGCUUCGCCCUCUGGUACACCAAGGACCGAAUGCAGCCAGGGCCUGUCUUUGGGAGCAAGGAUAACUUCCUGGGCCUGGGAGUGUUUGUGGACACGUAUCCCAACGAGGAGAAGCAGCAGGAGGCUCAGAAGAGGAGGUACAGCCCGGGAAACCAGCGUGUCUUCCCCUACAUCUCUGCCAUGGUGAACAACGGGUCCCUCACCUACGACCACGACCGGGACGGGCGCCCCACGGAGCUGGGGGGCUGCACGGCCAUGGUGAGGAACCUCAACCACGACACCUUCCUGGUCAUCCGCUACGUCAAGAGGAGGCUGACGGUGCUGAUCGACAUCGAUGGGAAGCACGAGUGGAGGGACUGCAUCGACGUGCCUGGCGUGCACUUGCCUCGGGGCUACUACUUUGGGACUUCUUCUGUCACUGGAGACCUGUCAGACAACCACGACAUCAUCUCCCUGAAGCUUUACCAGCUGACGGUGGAGCGGACGCCGGAGGAGGAGAGGCGGGACAGGGAGGUUUACCUGCCCGUCGUGGACAACCUGAAGCUCCCGGGCA
Molecule: messenger RNA, 631 nt
Organism: Merops nubicus (carmine bee-eater)
Lineage: Eukaryota; Metazoa; Chordata; Aves; Coraciiformes; Meropidae
Gene: LMAN2L
Product: lectin, mannose-binding 2-like
Exons: 6
Biological process (GO): Golgi organization; endoplasmic reticulum to Golgi vesicle-mediated transport; endoplasmic reticulum organization
Cellular component (GO): endoplasmic reticulum membrane; COPII-coated ER to Golgi transport vesicle; Golgi membrane
Molecular function (GO): D-mannose binding
Source: RefSeq, a predicted model, not a curated record